AUGAAGAGGUCUGCUUUUUGUCGCCCAGAUCGUCCAACCGACGUUAAGGUGAAUUGUAUAGAUUUUGUCGCUCAGUCAACUGCUGUCGUUACUUGGCAUCCGGGUUCAGACAAUUAUGCGCCUAUAAUUGAGUACAUGGUGGAAUUUUCCACUCAAUAUGAGCGCGAUACUUGGUAUCCGGCCGAAUUGUUCAAUGUCAGCGGCCUGGUGCGAUCCACUGAUGUAAAGGUAGGAUCAUACUUAACUUUUAAUUGA
Molecule: messenger RNA, 255 nt
Organism: Protopolystoma xenopodis
Lineage: Eukaryota; Metazoa; Platyhelminthes; Monogenea; Polystomatidea; Polystomatidae
Source: the annotation of a GenBank genome assembly